AUGAAUCCAUCCGAUGUCCAACCUACUGUUGACGUGUUUCACAACCAGGUUUUGACGAAUGUAAUGGAAAGCGAACAACAAACUACUGAGAGAGAGACACAGCCUCAGCACUGGAGAAGUUGCAAGUUGAUUAUUGACCCUGCGUUGACAAAAGGACUGUACAAAGUGUACCGCUAUGAUGGACAACAGUUUAACAUACCCGUGGAGGACUUAGGCCUGUUUCCUGUGGAGACAGUCAGAGAUCCCCGCGUGUGCCGCCUGUGGAGCAAAUUCAACAAGACUGACCUUUUGAUUUCAAAAUUUAAGUUGGAUGAAUGGUAUGUUGGCCCUGUUCCGCCCAAAGAAGUGACAUUUUCCAGGUUGAAUGACAAUGUGAGGGAGACGUUCUUGACUAAUAUGUGCAAUAAAUAUGGGAACGUUGAAGACGUGGAGAUAUUUUACAAUCCUAAGAACAAGAAGCAUUCAGGGAUUGCAAAGGUCAUCUUCGACACAGUGCAGGCCGCAAAAGACGCUGUUCAGCACCUCCAUCAGACGUCAGUGAUGGGAAAUAUUAUUCAAGUCGAAAUUGAUCCUAAAGGAGAAAACAGGGCACGGUAUCUCCAGCUCAUCUUACGGGGCCUUUACACUCCUUGGGCGCUGCCAGUGGGCAGCAAUGAGCAAGCUAUUAGAAGCUUAAUCGACAGUUUGCUGGGCGGCGCAGACACACAGCGACGAGGGAGUAUCUCCAGCCCCACCAGCAUCGCCACACCCCUCUCUCUUGACACAGCCUAUUCCAGUAUUUGGCAGGAUACACCUUGCAGCUUUGGGCUUACACCACGUUCUCAGGGAACCCCCCGUACUCCUUGCUUUUCUGCAACUCCUCUCUCCCAGGACUCUUGCUACUCCAGUCUUCAGGCAACUCCCGUCCUCCAGGGGGAGCCCUCCACCUAUAGUGUUCACAAACCUGUUAGACGUGAACUCUGCCAUCGUAAACCUGCAAGGUAUCACAGGGGAUCCAGUGAAGUCUCAGAUUUCAACUUUAUUUUGAAUCAUUGCCAACCACAGACCCAACACCAGCUAUCCACCCAAAUACAAACUAGCAGGCAGCAACUUGCUCUGUGGGGUCACAAUGCACAAUCCUCUUCUCACAAUAAUACAGAAGCUUCCUUUAACCUCACCUCCCCCUGUCAGGAGUCCAGAGAUGUGGGCGGCACUGCCUCUCAGGCUUUACAUCAAAACUGCAAUUCUUUAAGCAUCCUGAGCAUUCAUUUCCCAGUUGACCGGCAGACAGCAGCAUCCUCCCCACCUAAUGACCAUGCAUGCAUAACAGAGUUAUCUCCAUCUGCUGGUAACUGUUCCUCUAGUAGCCCCCAGCCAGAGGUAGAGAGUUUGGACUCACGCAUUGAAAGUUUGCUGAUAAACAGCCAGAUUUCAAACCCUUCAUACUUUGAUAGAAAGACUUAUGAGGCUGAUGUGGACUCUCAGGACAGCCCAACUUCACCUUGCUCCGCCAGUACCUCCCCUUUAUCAGAUGACUCACCUGUCGGCGCUUCUUGUGACUUCACAACCGGCCAGCAGCGCUCUUACAAUGAUCUGGUGGAUGUCAGUCCAACAUCAUCCAUUGAAAAUGAAGAGGAUGAAACUACUACAGCUGUUUUGUUUUUAACAAGAAAUUCAGAGUCUCCGUCUGAUGUCGCACAUUUUGAAAGGAAGGCUAACGCAAACAAUGAAAAAGAGGAAGAAAGGUUCCAGUCAUUCUCAUGUCCAAAGGACCAUCAAGCAGCAAAUGAGAAUAAGGAGCACUCAAGUAACAGACCUUCCAGAGCUUUUACACCUGCAAAACAGAUCUCGUCUCUUCCUCAGCCUCUGUCGUUUUCUCUCAAUAGCACUACUCAACUCUGUACCUCCGUAGCUCCUCCUGUCAUUAAAACUGGGUGCUUCCAUCCACCAGUCACCCCUUUCCCUUUCCCUUUCCCCAUUCCUCCCUUUCCCCCAUCUAUUCCACCGGGCCCACCACGCCUGCCAAAUGGCACCAUCCCAAUCCCACCUCCAGGUUGGAUCCCACCUCCAGGCCAUCACACCGGUAUCCCCAUUCCUCCUCCACCUUUUCCAGCUCCUUCUAUUCCUCCCGCACCAACUUUUCUUGGACCCCCUCCAGCUCUGAUGGUGCGCUCUGUUCCACCCCCUGUGCACACCUACACCUUACCCAUGCCUCGUUCAGUCCCUUUGGAUAAGGGCAAACCUCCAAUGCAUGGCAGUGUACCCUUCCCCUUCCCUGGACCUCCCUGGCCCUCUCCACCUUUUCCCCGGUUUAAUCCCUUUGUGCCUCCACCAGACUACCCGCUUGUGCGGGAAAACCCUCAUAAGGUCACAGUAGAUAAAGUCUUAGAAGUCAUCAUUGAUGAAUUGAAGUCAAUCAUUAAGAAGGACAUUAUACGUAGAAUGAUUGAAGGGAUCGCUUUCAAGGCAUUUGAGGACUGGUGGAACUGCCAAGAGAAGAAAACAAAGACACAAGUAUCUCCUUUGAAAAAUGGAGCAGCAAGUGUUGAAGACAGGAACAAACUAAUAAAUCCCCCAAGUCACAUCAGUAGCCAGGGCAAAAAACCUCCAUUGCCCUCCUUCAAGGUAAAAAGGAAAAGAGCCGAUGAUACUGCUACAUCAGAAGAGAUAGAAAAUGGGUCAUGUUCUACUCACGAAAUCUCUGAUGUGAAACAGGGGGAUGACAAAGUGAGAUCUGCAUCUGAGAGAGCCAAACGCAGACAUGCAAGACCACAUGAGCUUGACAGUGAUAAUGAUGAUGAAGGAAAAGAUGAAGAUAACACACUUCAAGAUGAAGAAACAACAUCAGACAAAGUGGAGGCUAUUGUGCCAUUUGAUGAUCCUCAAAAUCUGUGUGACAGAGAUAAUGAUGACGAUGGUGAUGAUGACGGUAAUCCCCCUGAGGAAGAAAAGGAGUUGGCACAAAAACACACAGAGGAUGAAGAUGCUGUCAUCUUCCAAACUAGUGAUACAGUUCAGUGCUUAGGGAGCGACACUUUUUCAGAGAGCAGCUUCUCAGAGGAAAGUGAGUUCUCUUCAGACUUUGACUCGUCUGACUCGUUCUCUUCAGACUUCGACUCGUCUGACUCGUUCUCAGAGAGCUUUGAGGACUCGUCCUACUCCGACCUCAGUCCGGAUGAUGAAGAAAUGGAGGAGGACAAUGACGGGUCUGACGUGUGUAUUGUCAUAUCGUCAGAUGAAGAGUCGAUGGAACUUGAGCCCCCCGCCACCCCCUCAGCCCCGCUAACCCCUGGUGCUCAGCUGGAGCUGGGCCUUCAGGACUGGUCAGAUCCAUUUCAUAAGGAGGAAACUGAGGAGAACCAGCACACAUCCUGUCAUCUAGACACCUGUGACUUGGAUGUCAUGAUGGAGUUUCACACUAGCAAACCCCAGAACCAUAUGCGGCCCCCAUCGCCUAUAGGACGUCCAGAAGCAGAGCUAGACCUCGAUGUCGAUAUGGAGAGCCCUGACUGGACGAAAGAGUCAUUCGGGAACAUAGAAAACCUGAGACCUCUUACUCCUACUGGCUGCUUUCUGGACAGUGACCCGGAACUUCUGAUAAGAAGUAAACCCACAUCCCCAGCUGAGGCGGAACGACCACAAACACCAGGCAAGGGGAUAGUGGCUGAACUGGAAAGUGGGGACUCUGCCGAUGAAGUCUUCUCCCUCUCUCCAACAGGCACCGAGCUUAAUCUAGUUCCCUCUGAUCCUCCGGCCUCGUACCCAUCAUACCCACCAUACCAGGAUAUGCCCAAAACUCCUGGUAGAGAGGAUAGACGGGGAUGGACACAGAUUAGCUCUGGGAGAGCUCCAGCAACACCAGGCAGAGACACAACCAUGUCAUCAGGUAGCACAGUGAUGUGCCCAACUCUUUGUAGUCCACCUCCUGCGCCAUGCCUGUCUAGCAAUUCAUAUAUCACAGCCCCAAAGACUCCUGGAAGAGACAUCAUCCUACCCCGAAGAGCCGUAGUCCACAGGAGGAAAACACAAAUGGUGACAACCUUUCAGCCCCCGUUAUAUGAUUUUCUCGGAUCCUCCCCCAUCUCAGUGUCCUCUCCGUACAGCCUCUCUGAGUCGUCAUCUGACUCUGCUGAUGAGAGGGGCAUGUGUAUCAAUUCAGGUGUGAAAAUGAAGCCCUUGCAGGGACUGGAGAACAUGCCUGGGCUUCUGGAUGAGGAGAACAUUAGAGAGACAGAGAAAUCCUCAUUAAGGAGAAAACAGUGGAGGAGGCUAAAGAGGAGGUGGAGAAUCCAUCAUCGGCGGAGAUCACUCAAAAGAAUCAAUGGUUCUCUCACCUCUCACAGUCACCUUCGCAGGUGGCGUUCACUGUGUGAGGAGAGGAGGAUACUUCAUAGUGUUUGGAAGGACGGCCUGGAUGAAGAAGAUGAAAGGCUGCUGCAGUCUACAUAUGAAAGGCUGCAAGUGCGGGAUAAUGGCUUUGGGUGGAUCGGUGACACCCUGUGGAUAUCUCACCCUCUAACAAAAGUCCUCACAGAGGAGAGUGGGGAGCAUACAUCCUGGCAGCCAAAACACAGGACCGGCUCUGCUCGCAGUGAAGGAUUCUACAAAAUUAGCAGGAAAGAUAAAAUGAGAUACCUCAACAACACAAAGCCGGCCUCUGAGCUUCCAUCUACAAGUACUCAGGGAAAGUGCAUCCCAGCUCAGCAACCGAUCUCACUGCGUGCUGGAUCUGACUUCAGGUCUGAACAGCGUCGCCUGCUGUCCUCUUUCAGCUGCGAUAGUGACCUGGUCAAGUUCAACCAGCUGAAGUUCCGAAAGAAGAGGAUUCGUUUCAGCCGGAGUCAUAUUCAUGAGUGGGGCCUGUUUGCAAUGGAGCCAAUAUCAGCAGAUGAGAUGGUGAUUGAGUAUGUGGGCCAAAUCAUCAGACAGGUCAUCGCUGACAUGAGGGAGCAGAGGUACGAGGAGGAGGGCAUUGGAAGUAGCUAUUUGUUCCGGGUUGAUCAGGACACCAUCAUUGAUGCUACUAAAUGUGGGAAUUUAGCAAGGUUUAUCAACCACAGCUGCAACCCCAACUGUUAUGCAAAGAUCAUCACUGUGGAGUCUCAGAAGAAGAUAGUGAUAUACUCCCGACAGCCGAUAAGCAUCAAUGAAGAGAUCACAUAUGACUACAAGUUUCCCAUCGAGGAAACAAAGAUUCCUUGUUUGUGUGAAGCAGAUAGCUGCCGGGGCUCCUUGAACUAAUCUCUAAUGAAGUGUUCUGAUUAUGACGCGAUACAAAGUUACCGGAGGUACAGUACA
Anoplopoma fimbria (sablefish) is the source of this 5277-nucleotide messenger RNA. Its product is annotated as histone-lysine N-methyltransferase SETD1B-A-like. The coding region runs from base 1 to 5220 and encodes 1739 amino acids. The transcript is spliced from 19 exons. NCBI's taxonomy places the organism in Eukaryota, Metazoa, Chordata, Actinopteri, Perciformes, Anoplopomatidae. Gene Ontology annotation, cellular component: Set1C/COMPASS complex. The record is from RefSeq and is a predicted model, not a curated record. Gene Ontology annotation, molecular function: histone H3K4 methyltransferase activity; RNA binding; protein binding.